GCAGGCUAUCUUCGAGGCUGUUCUAUCCAGAAAGCAAAGCAUGAGCUGUCCGACGCCUACCUGAAUAUCAAUUCUCCCCUACUUAUCUCGCACACUUUUCUAUGAUCCUCAAUUUCUCACGCUGAACCUUUGUCAUUCCCAUUAGCAUCACAAUGGAUGCGGAGAGCAUCCUACGUGGAGUCCAGCCCCUCAUGGGCGAGGUGGUUCCCAUUCGCUCCGUACAAGAGACUCGCCCGCUUGAAGAAUACGCGGAGGCCUACGUCGCCGAAGUGAACGUCAAGACCGCCUCGAAAGUCAUCAAAGCCCUCGACUCCAAAUUCCCCCGCGACUCUUCCCACCCCCAAAGCCACCUCCGUCGCUUCGCCAAACACAACCAGAUUCCCGAGUCCCUCCGCCCCACCCUCCUGAAGCAAGGCUAUCUGCCCUCGCAAACCAUCUUUGUCCUUGUCCCUCCUCCACUCCCAGCUCCAGAGGCACUACAAGCCCUCCUCGCCCCUUUCGCACCCCCACCCCGCGAACCUCCCACCACCCCUCAACCCACCGAACCCUCUUCAACAACCACAUCAGCCCCCGCACCCGCCGAUACCACCCCCGCCGCCAGCAAAAUCACCCUCCAUACAAUCACCGUACCGAUGCAGCCCCCGCUCACACCCCCGCAAGCCGAGCUCUGGUCCUCGAAGAUGUGGCCAGUAGUCUUCAACCCCGCCGCGCCCCGCGCCCUGAUCGCCCCACCGCCGCAAAUCCUCUCGCGGGUCCGCGACUCCAUCAACCCGAAAGCCGGCCACUAUCUCGCUCUCGCGCAGAUCGUCGCCGCGGAGGCGGAGCAAAGCGGUCUCGGACGCGGGGUAGGCGCCGUGGUCGUGGAUCCAGAACUCGAACCGGAAGCUACCGACAUAGACCCCCAGACAGAAGCGGCAGAGGGAGGAAGUACAUGGACCGACGCGAUCGUGGCCGUUGCCGGUGAUGGGCGGUAUUCCCGGCGGGAGGGCGGGAACCCAGCGCAGGCGGAACUAGUUGGCGGUGGUGGUGGUGGUGGGCCGAAUCCGAACUGCGGGGUGUAUAAUGCGGACUGUGAGGGGGGACCGGAGCUUCAUGCGCUGAUGCGCGUGGUAGAAUUGAUCUCGAGUAAGAGGCGGGAGGAUCAGCCUGGUUCUCGGAGACAGCAGAUCCGGCCUGUGCUGUACGGGUUGGAGGAUUAUUUUCUUAAGAAGUCGGAUGUUGCUGCGAAAGUGGAGGCAGAUGAUGGAGGCGUGGGACCGCGGAUCCGCUCCCGCGCGCAGGGAGGCUAUCUCUGCAACGACCUGGAUGUCUAUUUCUCGCAUGAGCCGUGCAUUUGCUGCUGCAUGGGCCUGCUGCUCUCCCGGUUCCGUGCGGUGAUUUUUCCAAGGCGAGGACGCAUGGUCUCUGGCGGUCUGGCAUCGGAGCCGGUCGUCAAGCCGGUGCCUGUUGAGACUGAAGGUGGAGAAUCGACAGAAGCCAGUGAGGACAAAGAGGACGACUCAGAGAAGACGCGCGAGUACUAUGGUCUACAUUGGCGCAAGGAGUUGAAUUGGCGGGCUCUAGGAUUCGAGUUCGUUGCGGAGAACGACUCCACUGGUGAGUCUUGCGCUGAGAAAGGUGUGCCAUUCCAUGCAUGA
Messenger RNA from Aspergillus homomorphus CBS 101889, 1637 nucleotides. Its product is annotated as putative tRNA-specific adenosine-34 deaminase subunit Tad3. NCBI's taxonomy places the organism in Eukaryota, Fungi, Ascomycota, Eurotiomycetes, Eurotiales, Aspergillaceae. Gene Ontology annotation, molecular function: catalytic activity. The coding region runs from base 153 to 1637 and encodes 494 amino acids. The record is from RefSeq and is a predicted model, not a curated record. The transcript has 4 exons.